This is a messenger RNA of Melopsittacus undulatus (budgerigar), 8232 nucleotides long. It is a transcript of the gene TCF20, whose product is annotated as transcription factor 20. Lineage: Eukaryota; Metazoa; Chordata; Aves; Psittaciformes; Psittaculidae. The record is from RefSeq and is a predicted model, not a curated record. The transcript has 6 exons. Gene Ontology annotation, biological process: regulation of transcription by RNA polymerase II. The coding region runs from base 391 to 6156 and encodes 1921 amino acids. Gene Ontology annotation, cellular component: nucleus.
GCCAGCAGCGGGUCGGGCCUGAGACCCGCGCCCGGCGGCGGGCCUGCUCUGAGCGCUGGCGGAGGGCGGGCGGGGGAGAGGUGAGGAAAAUCCAGCAAGGAAAAGCUCCGGAGAUCGAGCCCGUCGCGUCACAUGAGCUGACAGGAUCCGUACGCGCUCCCCUCAGCGCAACAAAGAGCCAGGAACCCUUCUGCCCGCCGCGGGACGGGGCUGCCAUGGGACCCUGAGGGCCGGCUCUCACAGGAUUCUUCUGCCCAUUGAUGAUUAAAACAUCGCCUGGAGUUUUGGAAUGGAUCAGAUGCGUCAAUCAAAUGUUACCACAUUGCACCCAAAGAGAGGAAUGCCAUCCAGCUGGGGGGCUUUGCAGUUGCUGGUUGGCUGCUGAACAGCAUGCAGUCCUUUCGGGAGCAAAAUAGUUAUCACGGAAACCAGCAGAGCUACCCACAGGAAGUGCACAGUUCGUCCCGACUGCAGCAGUUCAGCCCCCGGCAGCAGGCCCAGAUGUUCCAGAGCUUUGGAGGAGGUGCCAGCAGUGGACGUCGUGGAGCAACAGGAGCCUCUACAGCAAUGCCUGGUGAAAGCUCUGGCCAUCAGAGUUAUCAGGGUUUCAGAAAAGAAACAGGAGAGUUUUACUAUAUGUCUGCCAAUAAGGAUCCAGUAGUGUCAGGAGGGCAGCAGCCACCUCAGCGCAGGCCUUCUGGACCAGUACAGAGCUAUGGCCCCCCUCAAGGGAGUAGCUUUGGGAGUCAGUAUGGAAGUGAGGGACAUGUGGGCCAGUUUCAGACACAGCAUUCAACCCUUGGGGGUGUAUCCCACUAUCAACAGGAUUAUACUGGUCCUUUUUCUCCAGGGAGUUCCCAGUAUCAGCAGCAGACUUCUAGCCAGCAGCAAGUGCAGCAGCUGAGACAGCAGAUCUAUCAAUCUCAUCAGCCUUUACCCCAGGCUUCCAGCCAGUCUGCUUCUAGCACCUCACACCUGCAGCCCAUGCAGCGUCCAUCCACCCUGCCUUCCUCUGCUUCUGGAUACCAGUUACGAGUGGGUCAGUUCAGCCAACACUAUCAGCCACCUUCGUCAUCGUCCUCCUCCUCAUUCCCGUCCCCACAGCGUUUUGGCCAGUCAGGACAGAAUUAUGACGGAAGUUACAGCGUGAAUUCUGGCUCGCAGUAUGAAGGCCAUGCUGUGGGUUCCAAUGCACAGGCAUAUGGGACGCAGUCAAACUACAGCUUUCAGACUCAACCAAUGAAAAGCUUUGAGCAGUCAAAGCUGCCCCAAAGUGGGCAGCAGGGGCAGCAGCAACAGCAUCCACCUCAGCAUGUAAUGCAGUAUUCAAAUACUGCUACCAAGCUCUCUCUUCAGAGUCAAGUGGGACAGUACAGCCAGACCGAAGUUCCUGUAAGGUCACCGAUGCAGUUCCACCAAAACUUCAGUCCAAUCUCUAAUCCAUCUCCUGCUGCAUCUGUGGUUCAAUCUCCAAGCUGCAGCUCUACCCCUUCUCCACUCAUGUCAGGUGGAGAUAAUCUCCAGUGUGGGCAAGGCAACAUGUCCAUGGGUUCUAGAAACCGAAUCCUGCAGAUGAUGCCUCAGCUGAGUCCUACACCAUCUAUGAUGCCAAGCCCCAAUGCUCAUGGAGGAGGAUUCAAGGGGUUUGGGAUGGAAGGACUGCAGGAAAAAAGGCUCACAGAUCCAGGGCUGAGCAGCCUGAGUGCUCUAAGUUCUCAAGUGGCCAAUCUGCCUAACACUGUCCAGCAUAUGUUGCUUUCAGAUGCCUUGGCACCUCAGAAGAAAAGUUCCAAAAGGUCCUCCUCUUCAAAGAAGGCCGACAGCUGCACCAACUCAGAAGGCUCCUCCCAGGCAGAGGAACAGCUCAAGUCUCCCCUAGCAGAGUCCCUUGAUGGUGGCUGUUCCAGUAGUUCAGAGGAUCAUGGGGAAAGGGUGAGACAGCUGAGUGGCCAGAGCACCAGCUCAGACACCACUUACAAAGGGGGUAACUUAGAGAGAUCCAACUCCUCACCAGCACAGGGCUCUCAGAAUGAGCCAUCGAAACUCAGCAGCAGCCCUGCAGCUAGGGAAGAUGUGGCCUCCCCUGGCACAAAGGAAGCUGUGGUGGCUGUAGAAAAUGCUCCCAAGGUGAAUGAAAAGGCAGUUGGGGUGAUUGUCUCCCGGGAAGCCAUGACAGGAAGAGUAGAAAAGUCAGGUGGACAAGAUAAACCUGCGCAGGAUGAUGCUUCCACAGCCACUCAGACACCAGCUAGUGCUAGUGGAGCAAAAGAAGCUGGGCAGACAGGGACACAGCCAGAAACUCAAGGAGGAAGCAAAGGAAGCAAAAGUGGAGAUAACACUAACCAUAAUGGAGAGGGGAACAGCCAGCCUGGUCAUGCAGUUGUUGGGUCAAAUUUUCCUGCAAGAACAGAACCUUCCAAAUCUCCUGGCAGUUUAAGGUACAGUUACAAGGAUAACGUAGCAGCAGGUAUACAGAGAAAUAUCAGUGGCUUCCCACAGUAUCCUUCUAGUCAAGAAAAACUGGAUUUUCCAGGGCACAGUGAGCGCAAAGGCCGGAAUGAGAAGUUUCCCAGCCUCCUGCAAGAGGUCUUACAGGGGUACCACCACCACCAUCCAGACAGAAGGUACUCCAGGAACGCACAAGAACAUUCUGGGAUGGCUGGGAGUUUGGAGGGAGCCAUGAGGCCCAAUAUCUUAAUCAGUCAAACCAAUGAAUUGACCAAUAGAGGCCUCUUAAACAAAAGCAUGGGGUCUUUCCUGGAAAGCCCUCACUGGGGUCCCUGGGAUAGGAAGUCUGGCAGUGCAGCUCCUGAUAUGAAACAGAUAAAUCUAGCUGACUACCCUAUUGGUAGAAAGUUUGAUGUGGAGUCUCAGUCAUCUGCCCAUGAAGGGGGGACACUCUCAGAGAGGAGGUCAGUGAUCUGUGACAUAUCUCCAUUAAGGCAGCUUGUCAGAGAUCCUGGCCCUCACCCAAUGGGGCACAUGGGUCCUGAGGGCAGAAGUGGAAGGAGCGAGCGUCUUGCCCCUGGCUUGAGCCAGUCAGUAAUACUCCCUGGUGGUUUAGUAUCCAUGGAAACCAAGAUGAAAGCUCAUAGUGGGCAAAUAAAAGAAGAAGAUUUCGAGCAGUCAAAGAGCUCAGCUAGUCUCAACAGUAAAAAAACAGGAGACCAUUGUCAUCCAGCUGGCAUCAAGCAUGAAUCUUUCCGAGGCAACGCUAGCCCUGGAGCUGCAGUUUCCGAUGCUGCUUCAGACUACAUUCCCCAGCAGGACAGCAGACCAAUGCAGAUGAGACGAGGACCUGGCAGAACUGGAAGCAGCAGGGGCAAAUCACCUUCUCAGUUUCAGGAUCUUGCUGAUAAGCUGAAAAUGUCACCCGGCAGAAGCAGAGGUCCAGGGACAGAUCUGCAUCACAUGAACCCACAUAUGACGCUGUCUGAAAGAGUCAACAGGGCUUCCUUGCAUUCUGCUUACCCUCAGAAUUCAGAAGGCCCGUCUUUGGCUUCAGCAUAUCACACAAAUGCUAGGCCUCAUGCUUUCAGUGACCCUAACCAGAGUUUAAAUUCCCAGUACCAUUACAAGAGACAGAUGUACCAGCAACAGCAAGAAGAGUAUAAAGAUUGGGCAAGCAGCACUGCUCAGGGUGUGAUUGCUGCAGCUCAGCACAGGCAGGAAGGAGCAAGGAAAAGCCCAAGACAACAGCAGUUUCUGGAAAGAGUGAGGAGUCCUGUAAAAAAUGACAAGGACGGAAUGAUGUACUUUCAGGGUAGCUCUUACCAUGAUACUGGAAGCCAGGAAGCUGGCCGCUGUGUUAUGGGGGUUGACAGUACUCAGAGCAAAUGUACCGAACUGAAACAUGGCAACCAGAAGUUGCAGCAUCAUGAAUCUGGUUGGGACCUCUCUCGGCAAACUUCUCCGGCCAAAAGCAGUGGCCCUCUUGGACCCAAUCAAAAAAGAUACUGCCCUCAAGAAAGUGAUGGCCAUCGACGAGAAGAAUCUACAGAUUUGCCUAAGCCAAGCAAUCCCAUGCUUAGGCUUCCUGGCCAGGAAGACCAGUCUCCUCAAAAUCCAUUAAUUAUGAGGAGGAGAGUCCGUUCUUUCAUCUCGCCUAUCCCUACCAAAAGACAGCCACAUGACAUAAAGCACAGUGGCAGUGAAGAUAAAGGGCGUCUGAUGACUUCAGCAAAAGAAGGAGCUGAUAAAACAUACAACUCCUACGCCCAUUCAUCUCAAAGCCAAGAUGUUGGCAAGUCAGUUGCAAAGGGAGAUUCCUUCAAGAAUCUGCCGAGUCCUGAUAAUAGGAAUUGCCCUGCUGUUUCCCUCACAAGCCCAGCUAAGACCAAAAUACUGCCUCCAAGAAAGGGGCGAGGAUUAAAACUGGAAGCUAUUGUUCAAAAAAUUACAUCUCCUAAUAUUAGGAGAAGCGUUUCUACCAACAGUGCUGAAACUGGUGCAGAUACUGUCACUCUUGAUGACAUCCUGGCUCUUAAGAGUGGACCUGAAGGAGGAAAUAUGACUGGACAUGGACCAGAGGCGGAAAAGAGAAAAGGAGAUGUGUCAGAACAAGUGGGGCCAGUCAGCCAGGACACAAUUGGUGAAAUAACUCUUCCAAGAUCCUCAGAAGAGUGGCAAAGCAAUGAGGAUGAUAAAAACAAGAAAAAGGUCCCUGAAACUGCCAGUGUUGGUAAAGAAGGAGCAGGAUCCAGUGCAGCAGCACCAUCUUCUCAGAAGUCAUUUGGUCAGGGAAGGUCAGAGGGAUCUGCAAGCGGAGCUGGCACUCUGACCUUUUCUGACUCAAAACCGAUCUCCCCUUCCAGUGUGUUUACUUCUGAACCAAAUCCAAAGUCUGAGGAAAAAGAUGGAGAUGUGACAAACAUUUCGCCCAAGCCAGAUGGUUUCCCUCCAAAGGGGUAUUUUCCCUCUGGAAAGAAAAAGGGGAGGCCAAUUGGGAGCGUAAACAAGCAGAAGAAGCAACAGCAACAACAACAGCAGCAACAGCAGCAACUGCCCCCACCACCACCACCCCCACCGGUACCUUCACAGUCUUCAGAAGGGGAAGUUGUUGGUGAGCCAAAGCCGAAGAGGCAAAGGAGGGAGAGGAGAAAACCUGCUGCACAGCCACGGAAGCGGAAGCCCAGGCGGGCUGCUCCUAUUGUGGAGCCUCAAGAACCAGAGAUCAAACUUAAAUAUGCUACCCAGUCUGUAGAUAAAACUGACUCCAAGAAUAAGUUCUUUUUCCCUUAUAUUCACGUGGUAAACAAGUGUGACUUAGGCGCUGUGUGCACAAUCAUUAAUGCAGAGGAAGAAGAGCAGAACAAACUGGUGAGAGGUCGGAAAGGACAGCGAUCUUCAACACCCCCUCCUAGCAAUGUGGAGAGCAAAGUGCUGCCCACCUCAACUUUCGUGCUGCAAGGCCCUGUGGUAACAGAGUCUUCUGUCUUAGGGCCUCUGGUUUGCUGCCUGUGUGGCAAAUGGGCCAACUAUCGUAACAUGGGUGACCUUUUUGGCCCUUUCUACCCCCAGGAUUAUGCAGCCACCUUGCCCAAGAACCCACCUCCAAAGAGGGCCACAGAAAUGCAGAGCAAGGUCAAGGUACGGCACAAAAGUGCUGCUAAUGGUUCCAAGACAGAUACGGAAGAGGAAGAGGAACAGCAACAACAGAAGGAACAAAGAAGCCUAGCUGCUCAUCCCCGCUUUAAGAGGCGGCACCGCUCUGAGGACUGUAGUGGAGCCUCUCGGUCACUUUCAAGGGGACCUGCAUGUAAAAAGGCAACCACUGAUGGUGGCAGUGGUGUUGAAAAGACUCCUUUGGACUCAAAACCGUCUAUGCCCACUUCAGAAGGUGGCACUGAGCUGGAGUUACAUAUUCCUGUACUACCUCUUGACAGCAAUGAAUUUUGGGUCCAUGAGGGUUGUAUUCUCUGGGCCAAUGGAAUCUACCUGGUCUGUGGCAGGCUCUAUGGGCUGCAGGAAGCUGUGGAAAUGGCAAAAGAAAUGAAAUGUUCCCAUUGCCAGGAAUCGGGAGCCACCUUAGGCUGCUACAUCAAAGGCUGCUCCUUCCGAUACCAUUACCCAUGUGCCAUCGAUGCAGAUUGUUUACUAAACGAAGAGAAUUUCUCAGUGAGGUGCCCCAAGCACAAGGUUAGGCUGUUGAGAUAAAAAGCGGUGGACGUUCGUGACUGAAUGGAAUCUCUCCCACUGUGCAGCCAUGCCCCCUCUCGACGUGCCUGCCAAUGCCAGCACUUCCUUCAUAAAUUCUUACAUCACACUCAAGACUGAGGACAUCACAGAAUCUGACCAAGGAGUCUGAACCAGCUGUUUCCAUGGACACAAUCUCCAUAGUGACAGUGGGAAGGGGAGGGGGAAAAGGAAACAGGUGGGGGGAAUUAAAGAGGGAGGGAUAAAUAUAUAUAUAUAUAUAAAGAUCUAUUUUUUAGUCUUGAAAGACUUUGUUUUAAAGGAAAGGUGCGCUAUAUCCCUUUUGAUGCUUUUGAUUAAAAUUACCAAAACCCCAUAUAAAUUAAAAAAGAAAACUGUAGCUAAAGUAAAUAUUAAAUCCAAAAUCAAAGCAAGGCUUAUGGAGCCUAACAUUUUGUGAGAAAGAAGAGCAGAACUGGGAAUACUCCAGAUAGGACUUGUCUCCCUUCCUUUUGCUUGCUUUCUCAAGUUCAAUUUUAAAAGGCAGAUAAGAGCAUGAUAAAUUGUAGGGUAUGGGAAGAAGGCUUGGAUGGUUGCAGGUGGUGGGGUGUCAGUACUUGCGUAUGCAGGGUAGGGAGGUUAUUGUUUUUGAGAAACACUGUUAGAACAUCUGAACACUCUUGGGUCAUGAGACUCAUGAAGUAAGAGAUGGCUGCUGCUUGCUAGAUCCCGUACACCUUGUUUGUGUGGGAACAUCUGUACGACACGGUUGGAAGGGCUAUCUGCCCUUUGUGGCAGCAACAUGCACUCCCAAAUUGUUGCAAAGCGCUGCCUUCGGUGUUGAAGGCAGGUGAAAGGAAGAUACAGUUUACCUGCCAGAUGGGUGAGCUGGAAAGGAUGUCUGAAUGUUCUUGGAGUCAGUGUGUCUUCAAACUGAUAAAAAAAUCCAAUUGGCCCUUUUAUUAAUUUACGUUUUGCUUUUCCUGAGGAAGGAAGAGGGAAUGUCAGUGUAACAGCCUACAUGGUGUGGGUAUUUGGGGUGGUUUUGUUUGGUUUGGUGGUUUUUUUUUUUGUAAAUUAUGUAAUUUUAAAACAUUUGGGUUUGUAAGGAUCUACAACAAAAUCCUAAUUUCUCUUUUCUUGUUAAGGCCUUAAGAAAGGGGUUAGUGCAUCUUUCAGGGGUCACUCUGCCAUGGGAAUAAAAUAGCUGUUUCACAAACAGUUUUAUAUAAAAAAAGCUUAAAAAAACCAAAAAAACUAAUAAACUUCAUUUUAACCUUGUCUCCUUUUAUUUUGCGCGAACUUGAUUUGUUUCAAAGGACAGAGAGACAGUACUAUCUGCUGCUUUUUGGUUUCUUUGCCUUCAUCAGUUCUGCCUUCAGUGAUGACCUCCUGAACUGGCCUAGCAAGAGGAAGACCACAAAAGCUUUUAAAAACUAAAGCUUAGGAAUUGUUUGAUGUUCAGAGAUAAAGAGCCAAUGACUGGAUGAAUUUUGUUCAUGUGAAAUUGGGUAUUGCACCAAGUUACUGACUUCUUGUAGGAUGGCAGCAUAUCCUAGCGCUAUCAAACAGCAUGGUGUUUACUGGGAAGUCACUAGAGAUAGGGAUCUAACCAGCAUGACUUGGAUAAAAGAAUGGGGUCGAUAUUGUGGGGAGGGAAGAACUAUUCUAAAAAGUUAUGUACUGGAUGCUUGCUCAACUGCUUGCAUUUUGGAGUAUUCAGCACAUAAAAAAUGAAAUCUAUGAUAGCUCAUAUUAAGAUAUCUAUUUUAACUCUAUUUUUAAAGAUCAAUUUAAAGAUUUGGGAGAUAAUUUGGCAUUUAUUUAUUUCUGGAAGUUGCUACUCUCACUGAUAAGUAUUUAGAAAGAAAGGGCAGUCUUCUGCUUACUGCUUUUUCUGGUAGCAGCUACUUGAGGUAGUAUGUCCUUCUACAUUAAGAAAUAGACCUGUUGUGAUAAAUGUCACUAAUGUGUCCUGAAUUGGUGCUGAAAAUAUUUAACUGCUGGUGUAGUCAGAAAACAAAACUCAUUUUUAGCAUAGUUCAUGUGAUUGAGUAAAUGACUUCUUUUCAACUGAAUAAAAAUUGGUUCUUUUUU